AUCUGUUUUGAGGAAACCUGCUCAGCCAGUCUUCAGUUGCCUUGAGGUGACAUAAUGUACCGCACCAUGAAAUACUUUUAUCUUAAAAUGCGACGUCAGUAUACUGGAAAAUACAUUUAAAAAAACAGGAAUCAAAACACUAAGGCAUUUUUGAGACUGUUGGUGGCUGUGGGUCACAGCUUAAAAAACUUUAAAACAACAAACUGAUGGUGUCACUUCACCUGUCAGUCACUGGGUGAGGGUGUGACGCAUGAAGAAGGGAGAGAGAGAAGGGGUGGGGUUUGGAUGGUGUGCUCCGUGUAGUUUGUGUCUGUCACAGCGUUUACAAAAAAACAAGAUUAAAACAGUUUAAAAAGGACAUGUAACUUCCUCUUCAACUCUUGCUUUGGACUUUCUGAAUUCUUUUCAUGUGAAUGGAACGGGCCAUUGACAGGUUAUUGGACAGUCUGCUUUGUUCGGGACACUUUGUUAGUCACAGUGGAAACUCCACAUGAACAUGGACGAAGAAUGAUAUGUUUUUUGGAUUGCAUUUUUCGUGGUACUCAAAGAUGAGCCACAAAGGCUUUCAACCUGGUAAAGGGAUACCAGUGAUGGACAGAUUAAAUGACCUGGCUGUUGUUAAAAAGAAGAGUGUGAGAAAUGGUAAAGAUGUUUGCAAGUCUCCCACACAGAUACCCAGGUUUGAGUGGCUCAACAAGUACCAUAAAGCCACCAGAGGACAGGGACUUGUCAAAAUUGCACCCCUCAGCACAACAAUCACUAAACUCAGCCAGCACCGGAAAACAGAGAAAUCGUCAGACAAAAAGGGAAAUUUAGAAAGGGAUAAAGGUUCUAACAGUGGCACACAGAAGUCCAAAACAUAUUCCAGCCCCGAGAGUCAGGGCAUCUCCAGUCGAGAGGACCGGGAUGACCUGGUGCGCUCCUCCAGUCACACCCCGUCUAACAAAGCUCAGAUACUGGCCAUGCCACAGUUCGGCCUGCGCGACAACCUUAUUAAGUGCGAGCUGCUGAAGAAUGAGGACCUGUACACUUAUCUGGAGGAUUUCAGCUUUUUUCUCGGCACAUACAAUGUAAACGGACAAACACCGAAGGAAAGCCUCCAUCCUUGGCUGAGCUGCACUCCUUACCCUCCCGACAUGUACUGCGUGGGUUUUCAGGAGCUUGACCUCAGCAAAGAGGCUUUCUUCUUCAACGACACCCCCAAAGAGCUGGAGUGGACGAAGGCUGUGUCAGAGGCUUUGCAUCCAGAUGCCAAGUAUGCCUUAGUGAAGUUGGUGCGUCUGGUGGGUAUCAUGCUGAUCUUCUACGUGAAGAAGGAGCAUGCAGAGUUCAUCUCUGAUGUGGAGGCUGAGACUGUCGGCACUGGCAUCAUGGGAAGGAUGGGAAACAAGGGCGCUGUGGCAAUCCGUUUUCGCUUCCACAACUCGGACAUCUGCGUGGUCAACUCUCACCUAGCUGCCCACAUUGAAGAAUACGAGAGACGUAAUCAAGACUACAAGGACAUCUGCGGCCGUCUCCAGUUUCGCCAGCUCGAUGCUACACAGCCUCCACUCACUAUCAUGAAGCACGAUGUGAUUUUUUGGAUUGGGGACCUCAACUAUAGGAUCAGUGACCUUGACGUCGACAAUGUGAAGGAUCUAAUCAGCAAGAAGGACUUUGAAACGCUGCACAAUUAUGAUCAGCUCAAGAGGCAAAUUGAUGAGGAUGCUGUGUUUGUUGGCUUUGUGGAGGGAGACAUUGAUUUCCAGCCCACCUACAAAUAUGACACCGGCUCUGACAAGUGGGAUACAAGUGAAAAAUGCCGCGUGCCUGCGUGGUGUGACCGUAUCCUUUGGAGAGGGAAGAACAUCGAGCAACAUCAUUAUCAGAGUCACAUGGCUUUGAAGACCAGUGACCACAAACCAGUCAGUUCCUUGCUUGUCACUGGGAUAAAGAGAGUAAACAGUGAGGCCUAUAAGAAGACCUUUGAAGAGAUUGUACGCAAUAUUGACAAAAUGGAGAAUGAGUGUAUUCCAUCUGUAACCUUGGCCAAGCGAGAGUUCCACUUUAAAGAUGUGAAAUACAUGCAGCACCAGGCAGAGACAUUGAGCCUCUUCAAUGACGGACAGGUCCCGUGUCAGUUUGAGUUUAUCCAGAAGCCGAAUGAGCUCACUUACUGCAAGCCCUGGCUCACAGCCAACCCCCCCAAAGGCUUUAUUGCUCAGGGUGGUUCUGUGGACAUUGAGCUUGAAGUUUUUGUAAACCGCUCAACAGCGCCUGAUCUUAACUCUGGCAAGGAACAGAUUGAAGACAUCCUGGUGCUCCACCUGGAGCGCGGCAAGGACUACUUCAUCUCUGUGACAGGAAACUACCUGCCAAGCUGCUACGGCACCUCCAUCCGUGCAUUAUGUCAUAUGAGGGAGCCCAUCCAGGACAUGCCACAAGAGACCCUCCGUAAACUGGCGGAGAUGUCUGCAAAUGAGAAUGCAGUAAACACUGAAAAGCCUCUAGACAUUCCUAAAGAACUCUGGAUGAUGGUGGAUCACUUGUUCCGCAAUGCAAUCAAACAGGAAGACAUAUUUCAGCAACCUGGCCUCCGGAGUGAAUUUGCAGACAUAAGGGAUUGCCUUGACACUGGCAUGCCAGAUUCUCUACUGGGCAGUAACCACUCAGUGGCAGAAGCCUUGCUUCUCUUCCUAGAUGCCCUCCCAGAGCCCGUGGUUCCCUUCUCCUUUUACCAGCAGUGCCUAGAAAUCUGCUCCAAUGCCAGUCAGUGUGAGAAAGUAAUUUCCAUGCUACCUCAGUGCCAUCAAAAUGUGUUCAACUAUUUAGCUGCCUUUCUCCGUGAGCUGUUGAAGAAUUCCUCUAGCAAUCGAUUGGAUGUCAACAUCUUGGGUAAGAAAAGGAAGCACGUUGCACUUCAGGCACCUUCAUUCUUGAAUGCGUUAUUAUUAGCUGUUUCUUUAUUCUUUAGUCAGCAUGUUGAGUUACUGAAGGGAAACAAAUAAAGCAAUGGAAAAUGAAAAUGAAUGAAAAUCCUUCUUAUUAUUCUGUUCUGUUUAUGACUCAGACUGUUUGCACGUAUUAUCUUUCCACUAUUCAGUGUGAAACAAGCUGUUUCUGUAAAAGAGAAUGUAUGCUCACCCAACCUGUUCUGCAAGAAGAAAGGCAACAAAAGGAAUAAACAUGGUUAUCUCAUCACAUUCGAUAAAACAUGCACAACAAUUUAACUAUUAUUAAAUAUAAUACAACAUUAGAACAAAGAAAACCUUUUGUUUCACUAUGUAAUAUGAAUUUAUUUUCUUUCUGCAUAGCCACCAUUUUUGCCUCCUUACUCCUGAAGUCACCUACAAAGCAGGAUCUUGCAGAAAAGAGGAAGACUCAGGAGUUCUUUCAGCACUUCCUGACCCAAGGCUCCACCUAAAUGGAAGACUUGAAGUUGAACACUAAAAACUGUA
This is a messenger RNA of Morone saxatilis (striped sea-bass), 3437 nucleotides long. RefSeq names its product inositol polyphosphate-5-phosphatase B (gene inpp5b). Gene Ontology annotation, biological process: signal transduction; phosphatidylinositol dephosphorylation. Bases 513 to 2987 code for a protein of 824 amino acids. The transcript is spliced from 18 exons. Lineage: Eukaryota; Metazoa; Chordata; Actinopteri; Moronidae. Gene Ontology annotation, cellular component: cytosol; membrane. Gene Ontology annotation, molecular function: inositol-1,4,5-trisphosphate 5-phosphatase activity; phosphatidylinositol-4,5-bisphosphate 5-phosphatase activity. The record is from RefSeq and is a predicted model, not a curated record.